Plasmodium vinckei vinckei is the source of this 5085-nucleotide messenger RNA. Its product is annotated as asparagine-rich protein, putative. The coding region runs from base 1 to 5085 and encodes 1694 amino acids. The record is from RefSeq and is a predicted model, not a curated record. The transcript has a single exon. Lineage: Eukaryota; Apicomplexa; Aconoidasida; Haemosporida; Plasmodiidae.
AUGGAAGGUACUAAUUCAGAAAUUAAUAUGAAGGUUGAUGAUCAAAUAACAAAGAGAGGAACUAUAGUUGAUCAAAAUGAAAAGAGGGAGUGUAACAAUGAUGAUUGUUUAGAUAAUGAUAACUUAGUAGGUGGAAAUGGUGGGGGAUAUUUAUUUAAUUUGCUAGGCCGUUUAAAUAAUUAUAAAAAACCCAAAUCCAAAUCUCCAUCCGAAGAAGCUGGUAUGAAUGGUAAUUGCGACACAGAAGGGAAUGAUAAUAUUACCUUAAAAGAAAAUGAAUUGAAAAAAGAAAAUUUAAAUGCUGGUCAGCCAGAAAAGGCAAAUGCAAAAAAAAAUGAUGCAACUAAAAAAGGUGAACAAGCUCAAAAAGGCGGCACAAAUAAAAAGGGUGAACAAGCUCAAAAAGGUGGUGCAUCUAAAAAGGCUGAAUCAGGCAAAAAGGGUGGUGCAUCUAAAAAAGGUGAACCAGCACAAAAAGCUGAUGCAUCUAAAAAGGGUGAUGUAAGUUCUAAAAGCGAUGCAAGCUGUUCAAAAGGGUCUCCUCAAAAACAUGCAGCAAAAAAUGGCGAACUAACUAAAAAUGGUAAUGCUAGAGAAUUAAAGAAAACUGAGGAUAUUGCUGAUAAUAAUUGUAAUAAAAAGAACGGAGGUAAUGCCAUUGAUAAUGCCAAUAAUGAUAGUGUAAUGAAACUUGGACAAUCACAAUGUAGAGAAAAAAUAGAAGAACUAAUAAAGGAAAUAAGAAUGACUGAUGGACUUUAUGAUGAUAAAAAUAAUGAGAUAUAUUUGUUGUAUACUGAAUUAUAUAAAUAUUUAAUUGAUUUAACAGAUUAUAUUAAUAUUGGAGGUAAUAAUCUUAAAAAAUUUGUAAAGGAAGAAAUUGAAAAAUUAAAAGAAAAUAACGAACUAACAUUUCACUUUUUAAAAAAUUUCAAAAAGAAGAAAAAUAAUAUUUUGUUAAAUUUGAAUGAUUCAACACGAAAUGAAAUUAAAAACUCAUUUUUUGACAACUUUGAAAAAAUAUUAAAAGGAAUGGAUGAAGAAUCAUUAGAACAAUAUUAUAAUGAUCUUGAGGAAAGGGUAAUGAGGAAUCGAAAUUUAGGUGCUGCAUUUAUAAUCCUUUGUAGAAACCAAACAAUAUAUGUUUUAGACGAUCUAUAUAAAAUUGUCUAUGCACCAACAGUUGAUAAUGUUGAAGAAACAAAUAGAGUAAUAAAAAGACUUGCCAAUAUGAACAAUUUUACAAGAAUUAUAAUAACUGUAAAUGUUUCUAAUAGUACAAAUAGGGACAACAAAAUAAAUAACAAUGUUGAUAGGAAUGCUAAAAAUAUAAUUGGCAACGGAAUUAAGAACAACAUGAAUGGCACAAAUAAUAAUAUCGUCCAUGAUGCUGUGGAAAAUGAAUUAUCAUCAGUUCUUCAAAAUGGUAUAAACAAUAAUAUGUCUAUGGUUGGCUGUAAUAGUAAUACAAAUAGUAACAGCAAUAAAAGCUAUUUGAUGAGUAUUAGUAGAAAUAUUCAAAAAGUUUCAGAAGGUAUUAAUGAAGUUGAUCAAAUGGAUGAUGAUGAGUUUGAUGAGAGACAAGAAUUUGAAGAUGAGCAUUCAAAUUUAGAAAAUAAAACACCAUUUAGUUCUUUAAGAAAUGGAAGUAAUAAAUUAAAUUUCAAUAAAAAAACACAAAAUUAUUUCCGUAAAGAAAAUAAUGAUGCACAAGUUUUAUUAUCAACAUGUACAACAAAUGCUUCGUCCUCUUUCGUUGAAAAAAAAUUAAGGGAAAAAAAUGUUAAAAAAAAAAUAAUGAGUAAUGAUAGUAAUAGCUCGAAGAAUAAUCAUAUCCUGUCUAAUGAUAAAGGCACAUCUAAAAGUAUAUCAUAUGAUAGAAAUCACUUAAACACGAAUACUACAACAAAUAAUCUUCUCAUUAGUAGCAAUAGCAACGACACAACACUUAACUCCAGUAAUAUGGGUAGUAAUAAUGGAACUACUAAUAGUAUAAUAAAUAAUAGCAAUUGUUUGAAUGGUAGUAAUACUAGUAGCAACAAUGGAAAUAAUAAUUCAAAUAGUAAUAUGAGUACAAAUGCUAGUACAAACUUAGGAAAUAGCAACAAUAUAUGCAGUAAUAGUAUUUUAGGAGGUAUUGUUAAUGGAGUUAUGAAUAACAACACAAGUAUUAAUAAUAACAAUUGCAAUAGUGUAUCAGAUAAUGAUUAUUUUAGUGAUAUGAUGGUAUAUAUUUCUUGGGUUCCUAAAAGUGCUAGAUGCCAAUACCCAUUAGAAUUACCUAAAAAUUCUGCUGAAAGAAAUAAGCUAGCUGAAUAUAUUGAAGCCAAAGAACAGAUGCUUUAUAUUUUGAAAUUAAUGGGAUAUGAAGAAAUCGAUAAUAUUUAUUUCCAUCCACCAAAGGGGUCACAUAUAAAAAUAAAAUUUAAAACAUUAGCAUGUAUGAAUAAAUUUUUAAAAGCUUAUAAAAAUACCCCAGAUAAAUGGAAAGAAGAUAUGUUUAACUUUUUUAACAUCCCAUUAAGAAGUAGCAUAUCAGUUCGAGACCUUCGAAUCGAAAGAGCAGUACCUAGAUCUUCUACAACUGAUUUUAAAAAAAUUAAAAAAAUCAACAAAAAUAAUCAUGAUUUGUUCUUGUUUAAGGAAAAUUAUAAUUUGUGUCAAGAUAAUUCAACGGAAAAAUUAGAAAAAAUUAAUUUUCAAUAUGAUUCAUAUAGCAAAAAUAUUAUGGGGACAGUAGGUUCUACUGGUAAUAGUCGUUGUGACAAUAAUAGCACAUCUACAAUGCAUUCUUUUAUGCAAGGUGGUAAUGUAAAGAAUAACAAUUCCGUGAUAAACAAUAUGGGAAACAAUAAUAAUAUUAAAAAGUAUAAUGCUGGAAAGAAAUAUUUCCCUAAAUUAAAAGGAUUUAACAAUAUAAAUUCAGAAUAUGUAAACAAUAGUAUGAUGUCCAAUAAUAGUACAUUUGAUGAUAUGGAUAAUAAUAUAAUAUUUGCUCAUGAUAAUAAUAAUGCUGAUGAUGCUGACAAUUCUGUUAAUGUUCCUUGCAACAACAAUAUGGCUAACUGUUCAGGUGAUGGUACAAAUAUUAUGCAAACUUCUCGAUUAUACUCCGUUAAUAAUAGUAGAAAUAAUAUUGGAGCUACUACUGUUAUGAUACCUAAUGGAAUGAUAGGAAAUAGAAAUAAUACUAGCCAAAAUAUUAGUAACACUGUAAGUAGUAGUAGAAUAGGAAUGCACAAUAUGAAAGAAAAUGGAAAAUAUUAUUUCGAAAAUAAAAUGUAUAACCACAUGAACAGAGGUAACAUGUUUAAUGGUAAUAACCUAAUGCCUAAUAAUUUAAAUAACGACAAUUUUAUUAAUACUAAUAAUGAUGAUGAUAGAAAUAGUGCACAUAACAAUAAUAAUAUUGGUAAUGGCAAUAUAUGCAUAAAUGGAAAAAAUGAAAAUGGAAAAUUAAAUUAUAAUAUUAAUCAUAGUGCAACCAUGUUUACAACUAGAAAUCCAUCAAGGAAUAUGUAUGUUUUAAAAAAUAAAAAUAUGAAUAGAAAUGGUAUGGGAACAGAAACAGACACAGGUGGAGCUUCACUUUUAUCAGCAUCUACAUUUGUAAACACAAACACUGGCCAUUCAAUUAAUAAAGAUAUAAUGAAUAACAACCAAAGUUUUAAUCUAAAAAAACAAACACAUUAUGCUUCUUACUCUAAUAAUACUAAUGGAAACAUCAACGGUUUAAAUGAUCAUAUAUUUUCAUAUACUAACAAUAAUAAUAAUAAUAACAUAUCAAUAGCCCUAAAUAAUAGAAUAUUAAAUGAAAAUUCGAGAAACGGCAAUAAUUAUUCUAAUAGAGAUUUACAAAAUGAAGCAGGAAACUUAACUCAUUUUAAUACUAUUAUGGAUCAAAAUUUUGAAAAAGAAAAAAACCAUCUUAAAAAAUUUAAAAACUGCUACAUGGGUAGUAAUACAUAUAAUGAUAAUACAAUGAAUAAUAUUGAUACAAAUAAUAAUAGCAAUAAUAAUAUGGAUAACAAUAAGGUUGGUAAUAAUAAUACCAAUUCGAAUGCUUCUAUAAUUAAUGGAACACUAAAUAAUAAUAACAAUGGAAGUAGAAGUAGCAGUAGUAGCAAUAUGGAUCGAAUGAUAAAUAGCUGUAUGCAUAGAUUAGGUAAUGUAAAGUCGCAUAAUAAUACUAGUUUUUGCAAUCCCGCUUUUAGCUCAAACCUAUUAAACAAAAAAUAUAUGCAAAAUAAUCAUAUAAAUAAUAAUAACAAUAAUAAUGAAGAUAUAAAAGAGGACUUUAAAAAUUUAAUUAAUAUCGAUUUUAUAAAUGAUAUAGAUAUGGACUAUGAAGAAAAAACCCAUCAUAGUAUAACUAAUGAUAUUCUUACUAGAAAUUCUAAUAGCCAUUUACAUCCAAAACAAGGAAGUGUAAAAAGAUAUAUACCAUUGAGCAAUUGUUUGAGUGAUGGAUUGUUAGAAAAUAGGGCUGGAAAUUGUACUAGUAGUACUACUAUGAAAGGAAGAGAUUAUAGUAUGUAUGAAAAUUUAUCAUUUAAUAAUAUGAAAGAUUUUGGAAGCAUAAAAGAUUUUAAAAGUUUAAACGACUUUAGCAGUAUUAUCAAUGAUGUAGGAGAUAAAUCGAAUGAUAUAAAUUUUAAUGAAAAUGAUUUUUCAUACCCAAGUGCUAAUAUAAAUAAUAAUUUAGCAAAUGUAUGUGAUGGAGUAAACAUUGAUGACUCAUGUGUAGUCAUGCCUGAUGGAUUCAAUAAUUAUUUUUCAGAUGACAAAUCAAAUUUAUAUGAUAAUAAUAAAAAUAAUUUUUUUAAUUAUUAUAAUUCUAUGAUGCAAUCUGCUAGUACUGGUAAUAUCCAUAUGAAUCAAAAUAAUAAAUUAAUUAGCAACAAUAAUAUUGGAGGAGAUAAUAAUAAUACAAAUAACAAUGGAGGUAGUAAUAAUAAUAACAACAGUCAUUUAAGUCUAGUUAGUGAAGCUUCUUUAAAUGAUAACUUUAGUUCUGUUGAUUGCGUCGAGAAUAACACUCACGGAAAUUCAAAAAUCAAUAACAUGAACGAAGCUUAUUAUUAA